Messenger RNA from Phanerochaete carnosa HHB-10118-sp, 5334 nucleotides. RefSeq lists its product as uncharacterized. Lineage: Eukaryota; Fungi; Basidiomycota; Agaricomycetes; Polyporales; Phanerochaetaceae. The coding region runs from base 1 to 5334 and encodes 1777 amino acids. The record is from RefSeq and is a predicted model, not a curated record. The transcript is spliced from 35 exons. Gene Ontology annotation, molecular function: ATP binding.
AUGCGUCCGACCCAUGGUCCACCCCCCAAGCAAGCCACUCGCGACAAGCAGAUUCAUGUGAAGCUGGAUAUGGAUUUGCUUGAUCCAGAGAGUAUGCGAGACAAGGUGUCAUUUGAGGGCGCCAUAGGUCUCCUCGAGAGCCACCUCGUGAAUCCCGCCAUCGAUACGCAAAAGUUGCUGCAAGACAUCUUGGCUGUGCCUCGACUUCUUGAAUUGUUCAUAUCUUCCAUGUCGGCCGAAUCUUACAAUGUGCUCCUAGCUUGGUUGGAAGAUAUAUUCCCCUCUACCGCAGCGGAAUUCGACCUAUCGUUUCCCUCGACUCUGCUGCAGGAGCUGUCAUUUUUCUGCGGUUCUCUGCAGGAUCCUGCUCUUGAUCAUUGUCAGCGCACAAUGAAGCUGGCGCGUCCUGUUCUUAGUGCGCUAGCAACGAUCUGCUCUCUCGAAGAUAUCAAAGAGGAAGCUGAACCGCCCCAGGGCGCGCGCAGGCAGAAGCGUAUCUCGCAAAAGCAAGCGAAGAAGGUCAAGCGUGCUGAACGUCGACCAAGCAUCGAUGCCGGACCAUUCCUCAAGCUAGGGGUCAGUGUUCCUGCGAACAAGGGAGACGCCUUGACUUUAUCACAAGAAGUUCUGCGAUCUCAGAAAGCUGCUCUCAUGGCCUAUCUUGAGGUCCUACGAAAGCCUGAGCUUAUGAAACAUAUCCACGACUGCUACAUUCCGACCAUCGCACCUCCCGAAGAGCCGGCAAUCCCCACAGAAACCCAGUCCUCGAUGGAUAUUGAGACUACCUUCGCUACCAUCAAAGCGGAACCCGAUCUCCUCUCUGCCUACCCAACGAUGCAGCUGUUAAGGGCCGCGCUCGACCUCGACUUCCCGAACGAUUUCGGACUAUGGAAACUCUUCACAUCCCACGCGCCAAGAAGGACUUGCGCGACUCACGGAAGAAGGAUCCCAAACUGCUCGAUAUCAUCAUUAAAAAGCUGGGAGCUCUCACAUGGUCAUUUCUCUGCGAACAACCAGAAGUGUCUCGUUGGGUCUGGCAGUGGUAUCCCUAUUUUUGAGGCAAAGAUGACGGGCGACACUCGGCUUGUGUAUCGUGUGGAUUGCGAGUAUGGAUCUGAUGCUGUCAGGCAAGUCCUCCGUAUCUAUGGUAUAUACACCCACGCCCAAAUGCAUGGCCGUCGAUUCUGGGAUGCGGUCUCACGCUCGGGCAGGGGCAGUAAGGAGCACCGCAAACGAUGUGUAUACCGCAAUACUCCCCGGACACCGGGCAGCAACGUUACACCACCUGCAACGUGGCCUCCCCUGGAGGACAACGAGGACGAAAAGGGCGAGCUGCAACUCCCUGAUUUCAACGUCGAGGACGAACACGAGCUAAAUGAUCUGCUAUGUUCUGAGAAGUUUGUUCCGUUCUCUCAGGCUUUCCUGAACGGUACAUUCUCGGACAAAGAAGUUCAUCGCCCGUUCCACAUGUCAGUACAAGAACAAGCUAUCACUGAACAUCCUGGCUCCUGCUUUGUCCUUGGUCGUAGCGGUACAGGCAAGACAACAACGAUAGUUUUCAAGAUGAUUAACAUGGAGCGCGCGUGGUGCAACCUCAAAGAAGACCUCGCCGAGGCAACACCGCAGCUUCGGCAGCUGUUCCUCACCCAGUCGCGCGUCCUGGCCGAGAAGGUCGAGGAGUUUUUCAAGAAAAUGAUGCCCCGUGAGGAAGUCGAGGGCCAAGCCAUGCCGCCAUCUCCCCAGAUAGACAUACGCUCUUCCGGAGGCGUCGACUUUGAGAUGGUCGACAAGGACGAGGAAGAUCGGCAUCGUAGCUUGCUGCCGCAGAAGUUCUCUGAUCUGACCGACGACGAUUUCCCACUUUUCCUGACGUCAGAUCAGCUCUAUCGACUUCUCGCUGCCGACUUCAAUGAGCUAGUCGAUGCACAAGAGCGCGCCAAGAGAGAAAGACCGUCGAGAGAACAUCUAGAGCUGCCGGCGCAGGGCGAUCUGCAUCGUGUCCCCAAUCAUGCCAUCUCGUACUGGUGGAAAUUCCAGCAGGGGCUUACCAAAGGAUUAGGCGCAGCCGUCGUCCGUGUCAUCGAGGGAUCUGAGCGAGCUAUGAACAGUGUGGGCGACGUGCUCGACAGACAAAGCUACUGCGACACCAGCGAACGUGGGGCGGCCUUUAGCGGGCGGAGAGAGGACGUAUACAGUCUCUUCGAAGCCUAUUUGAAGGAGAAGAGAAAAGACGGACAAGCGGACAGUGCUGAUAGAACGCACGCCAUCAUCCACAACCUCCUGCAGUACGGUAUCCCUGGGCAGAAAGUAGACUUUGUUUACAUCGACGAGGUUCAGGAUAAUCUCCUGGUCUAUACAUUCAUCCUGCGGCUCAUUUGUCGAUGUCCGGACGGCGUGUUUUGGGCGGGCGAUACCGCUCAGACAAUAAGUGCAGGAAGCUCUUUCCGUUUCAAUGAGCUCAAGGCGUUCAUGUACCGCUUGGAGAAAGGAAGCAAAGCAUCAAACUACCGCACCUUUCAGCUCACAAAGAACUACCGAUCCCACGGCGAUAUUUUCAAGUGCGCGAACACGGUGGUUCGGCUUAUAACCAAAUUUUGGCCAUACACUAUCGACUUCUUGGAGGAAGAUAAGAGUACAAUUGACGGUCUUAAGCCUACGUUCUUCGGUGGUGGCAGUGGUGAGGCUCCUGAGUUUGGAGAGUUUUUGUCUGACGAGGGUGGCUGUACCAUCGAGUUUGGUGCGAGGCAGUGUCAACGUCCGAGACCCUGCCGCUCGCGACCGGUUGCGCUCAGAAUAGGGGACGUCGGCAUUAUCCUGACUCUGAACGAGAGCAAAGGGUUAGAAUUCGAGGAUGUUGUUUUGUACAACUUUUUCGCAGACUCUACGGUCGGCGCCUCGCAGUGGCGGCUCGUUCUGGCUGAGCUUUCGGACUCGGAGGGUCUCACCGUCAAAAGUCCUGUAUUCGACGAGAUCAAACAUCAUGGCCUUUGUCGCGAAUCGUCCUUGGCGCAGCUCAAGUCUCUCUAUGUGGCAAUUACUAGAGCCCGCUUGAACCUUUGGAUCGUCGACUACUCCGAUCAGGGCGAACCUAUGCGUAUUUUGUGGCAGCAUAAAGGUCAAAUAUCCACCUGGCACGAGCUGCCCAGCGUUGAGCGAGACCAGUUAACCAUGUUCGAGGUUAUCGUUUCUGAUCAUCAACAAAAUCUUUUAAUUCUCGGACGCAAAUUUAGUCAGUUACAUCCCGCCAGCACCAUUCGUUGUUUGGACCACGUCUUCUCUGCCGAAGCAAUAUCAUCUGGAUUCAAGUCGGAUGAUCCCGCGAAGAUCUGGUCCAUGCUCGAGGCCUUCUCGGUGUACACUCGCGCCCUGCGAUCCAUGGCGUAUUCGCACCAGUCAUGUGAUAAUCCCGACCUACAGAGGUUACUGUCGUUCUCAGUGACUGUACAAGGUGAACAGUACCAAGUCCACCCCGGUACCUUGCUUGCACAGGAGUUGGUCUGGAAGCCAUGGUUCGGGAAGCUGAAUACCACGUUGGAUCCUGCAGUGGACAACUUCGUCGUCGGGAAAUGGCUGUAUGAAGCAUUCUUUGAUCAUUCCCCGGAUCCGACAAUCGGCUUCGUACCUGACGGGUUCUUGACCGGACUCCUACGUUACAUGAUGCUGCACAGAAUCGCUAUGCGGACUGAUAGCCCUCCCUACGCACACAGGAUUCCUUGUAUCGCAGGUCCGCUCCCAGCCUGGUUACAUCGACAAGCCGAUGGCGUUCACAUCACGUAUGACCUAUUAUCUUUCUUCAACGGCCACCGUAGAGGCGUGCCAAUCUGUACCAGACUCCUCAAGCAUAUUCUGUGGUGGCGGCUUCCCGUAGAUGUUGCGAUACUUUGCGACUUCCUAGACACCGUAUCCUCGGCUCUCGUCGUCAUAUAUCGGGCUCGCACGUCGUUUGGGGUCCACAAUGUUGUUCUUCCUUGCAAGUGGUUGCUAAGUGUCGCCGGAUUGUUUCUCGACGAAUUCUUAUCGCAGAAAGAAGUAGGCCUGGUAUCUGACUACGUGCGAACCAUGGAAAUUCUUUUACGUCUUUAUACCAGGAACGAGAUAGGUCAUUUAUUCCCCACUUCUAACCCAGUAUCUCUGACCAGAAAUAUCUACAUCGCUCGAAUCUGCCAGAACUUGGCCAUAGUGGGAUGCAAUAUCCAGAAUCCGGACAUCAAGGCUGAAAUCUAUCGCAUUCUUCGGUCACUCGGUACAUCUAACGAGAUGAUCAGCCCGCACUGGUUGUACGAAAAGCUGGUUGCCGCAGUCCAAUGGGAAGAAAUCAUAGACGUUGUUCGAAAUAACUCCUUCGAGCUCGCCAUCGACGAUAUGAUACAACUCGCAGACCGUAGCAGGGUUGCGAACAUACCUCUUCCAGCUGGGAACCUCCGACGCGUAGUUUACGACCGUCCAGCCAAUAUUCCCAGCUUGCUCGCAUCUGAUGUAACAGGCCCGAGCUGGCCGAACCCUGUCGGAUUCCGUGCAGCGGUGCAACCGGCGCCGAUUACUGUUGCUCUCGGUGCGGGUUCAGAAACCGCUUUACCAGCUGCGACGAUAGGGUCUACGAUUCUACCAGCCCCUGCCGAAGAAACCCCUGCAGUUACAUCUCUGGAUGGCGAAAAUGGCGGUAGAGCAACGGAAGGUCCUGAUGAGGCGCCGGCCCAGUUUGCCUCUUACGCCGAGAAGGAGCUGGUGAUCGUGCGCAAGGCCGCCUUGGUAUACCUCGAAAGGACGCGACGACGGCUGCGAAUGAGCGCGUUUGGACCUCCGAGCGCGCUCGGCCUUCUCCGCGUGCGGCACUUCAACGAAUUUUUGGCGCAGUUGGCGCAGAUGCCCUGGUCGGGACCACUCCACACCUUCUACCGCAAGCUGUAUCUUGGGCCUGUCCCGCACAUUAUGGUCGCCUUGGACUGCGUCCUGGAGUACUUGCACGGGCGGAAGAGGAAGGAGACGAUGCGGCUUGGCGACAAGGGCGGUGACCAUCUCGAGCUGGACGCUAUCCAAGCCGAGGUCAAACGGUGGGACGAACUCUGUCGUACGGCGAUGCCUUUCAAGAAUUCUCUCGGCCCACAGUCCGAAAUACACAGAGAAGCGGACCGUCAACAGCUCGAACAGCUCGUUUCUGACGUCCAAAGUUUUAUAUUCACCAUACCUGGAGAUUCUGACAAGAGCUGGAAGGAUGACCUGGGCAUCGCCGUGAAAGGUAUUUUGAUGAGGAAGAAGGCGGUUGCACCCACCCAGCAACGUAAGUCGGAGUUGCGGGUGGAGGAUGACCUCAAUUAUGUCUACAUGCGCAAUUAG